Messenger RNA from Paramecium octaurelia, 705 nucleotides. NCBI's taxonomy places the organism in Eukaryota, Ciliophora, Oligohymenophorea, Peniculida, Parameciidae. The record is from the annotation of a GenBank genome assembly.
AUGUAAAAUCAAUAAGCAUAUGAGAUUAACAAAAUAAUAUUUGAUUUCUAGAAUUUCAAACAAUAAGUUGAGAAUAUUAAAAGACAUGGUUAUUAAGUUAGCCAAUUAGAUUAUCUAAUCACAAAUGUUCAAUAAUUACAAUACAAAUUGCAUCAAAUGUGUUAGGUGAACCUAGAUCCUGAAAUUAUGGUUUAGAUACCUCAAAUGAAUGAAGAAAUGGGCUAAUAUUAAAAAAUGUUGGAAGAAAUGAAAUCAAAUUAUGCUAGAAACAAUUAACUUCAAUAAACAAAUAUUUAUUAAGUAAAUCAAACGGAAGAAAUAAGAGUAUUGAAAAUCUUAAAUGAAAAAAUGUCUGGGCAUCUCAGAAGAUUAGAGGAGAAUUAAGAGAAAUAAGAUUUAAAAAUACAAAAACUAUAUGAAUUAUUUGAUGCUGUAUUAGAAUAAAAUAAUGGCUUCUAGCUUCAAGUGUAACAAUUAAACAAUUAAUUGAUAUAAAAUAAAACUUAAAUGGAAGAAAAAACCUUAAGGAUCAAUAAAUUAGAAACAUAGAUUUUGUAAAUGCAACAAAAUAUGAAUAACAAUAAUUAGCUUUAAUAACAAUAAGCGAUUUAGUCUCUGUAAAAUUAAAUUUAAAGUAUAAAUUCUGAAUUAGAACAUAUUUCAGGAUAUUAUUCUUUUUAGCACUCUUAGAAUAUUGAUGCUUGA